UUCCAGUAAAUAUAGGAACGUCUGAAAAAAAAAAAAAAAAAAAAGCAGCAUAGUAUCAAAGUAUGUAGAUCUAAGGCCCAAAGAAGAGAUUUUUAAGCUGUUGUGGUUUUGACAGGGGAAAAUGUGAUGCAUCAUAAAAUGUGUGUAAUAUAUGUAGAUUUAUAAGUGGAACAUUGUUACGACGAAUGUAGGAAUGAUAAAGUUGAGAUGAAAAGAGAAAUUAUUUAGCUGAGUUUGCUUUUGGCAUCAGUAUGACAGAAAGUUCGUAUGCAAGAAGUAUCAACCUUCCAAAUGAACAGAUUUUCAGAAACUUGAACAAUGCACGAUGUCUAGCCAUAGAUAUCGGUGGCUCAUUAGCCAAAUUAGCGUACUGCUCCAGAAUCCACAGAAGAAUGUCACAGGUUCUGGACAGAAAUGAAACAACAGAUGGCAGUCCUGGCCAGCACAUUUAUGAAGUCUGUGAGGAGGAUGAGUACAUAGACAGACUCCAUUUUGUGAAGUUUGAGACAAAGUUCAUAGAAUCUUGUCUAGAUUUUAUCGAACAAAAGCUGGGAGAGUCUCUCAAGCAGAACAAAACAAUCCAUGUUACAGGCGGAGGAGCUCACAAAUACAGGGACCUCCUGGCUUCUAAACUAGGAGUCAUGGUUGAAAAAGAGGAUGAAAUGUCCUGUUUGAUUGAGGGUUGUAACUUCCUGUUAAAGAACAUUCCCGAUGAGGCCUUCAUGUACCAGAGACAUGCAGAGCCAGAGUACAAGUUCCAGGGAGUUAGCAGGGAUAUAUUCCCUUACCUUCUGGUGAACAUAGGGUCAGGGGUCAGUCUUAUCAAGGUUGAAUCGGAGGACACAUAUCAGAGAAUUGGCGGCACCUCCACGGGGGGAGGCACAUUUUGGGGACUGGGAUCACUCCUAACCAAAGCUAAGACGUUUGAUGAACUGUUGGAGCUAGCUGAGCAGGGAGAUCAUAGGGAAGUGGACAUGUUGGUGAAGGACAUUUACGGCGGGGCAUACUCCUCAAUAGGUCUGUCAGGGGACAUAAUAGCCAGCAGUUUUGGAAAAGCAGCCAGAUCACCAAAAAAGUCAGCAGACACAGACACCCAUUUUAAGGAGGAAGAUCUAGCACGGAGUCUUCUGCUCUCCACCAGUAAUGAUAUUGGACAAAUAGCCUACCUACAGGCUAAACUACAUCACCUGAAUAAGAUAUACUUUGGAGGUUACUUUAUUAGAGGACAUCCUAUUACUAUGCACACAAUAACUUAUGCCAUUAACUACUGGUCAAAGGGAGAGAUAAAAGCAUUGUUUCUUCGUCAUGAAGGAUAUCUUGGUGCUAUUGGGGCCUUCAUCAAAGGAGCAAAGGAGGAUGACACCAGGGGUUUUACUUGGGGAGAGAAUUUGGCAGGUAGUUCUGGACUUGGUAGCUACAAUAAAAAUCAUCCCUGGCGAGACAAGCGAAACAGAAGUUCUACAUUUGAGAUGCUGGAAUUGAACCAGUUAGAUCGCGCUCUCCUGCCCUGCCCUCUGUUACUGGACCAGCAGAGCUAUCUACCGGACACCGUAGAACUGACAGAGGAUGGCAGUGCUCGAGAGUACUGGCUGGAUUGCUUCAUGAAAGGCGUUGAUAAGACAAAAGAACAGGCCAUUAGAAGCCAACAUAAUCUUCCAGAUGCCAAAGAGCGAGCAGAAAAAUUCAAAACUAAAUACAUAGAGAGACUGACAGAGCUAAAGGAAAAUCCAUGUGCCUAUGGAUCCCUCACUGUUAGAAGUCUCUUGGACACCAGCAGUCAUUACCUCCAAGAAUUCAUGUUCACUGAUCCUUAUCUACAGUUAAAACAAACUGAAAAUGAGCAAUCUUUGAAAUGCCUGGCGGAGUACUUACAGGAACUGGACAGAAUGGAGUUUGAAAAAAGACAGCUUGCACUAGCUGAGGGAAUGCUAGCUGGCAAUGUGUUUGAUUGGGGAGCAAGGGAGGUCACUCAGAUAAUGGAAACUCAGACCUUCGGUUUCAAAGAAGCUACUGAAAGACUUCAAGAACGUCCUUGGUUGUUUGACGAGUUUGAUGCCUGGCUGAACCGCCUUCAGAGAAAACCCCACAAAUGUGCAGCCAUUUUUGUAGAUAACAGUGGAGCUGAUAUCAUCCUAGGAAUUUUCCCCUUUGUGAGAGAUUUACUAUCUAGAGGAACAAAGGUGAUAAUGUGUGCCAAUAGUCGGCCAGCAUUAAAUGAUGUCAUGUAUAGCGAACUCUCUAUACUUGUCAAACGGGUAGCGGAGAUUGACGAACAAAUUAAUAAAUCUCUGUUAGAAAAUCGACUGAUGGUUAUGGAAACGGGACAAGGAUCACCAUGUUUGGACUUAAGAUUAAUUGACUGUCAGCUUGUGGAUGUAAUGAAUAGAGAGGGCACAGAUUUAAUUGUCAUCGAAGGCAUGGGACGGGCAAUUCACACCAACUUCGACGCUUGUUUCUCAUGUGAAGUCCUGAAGGUUGCUGUGAUAAAAAAUCGAUGGCUGGCAAAUAGACUUGGUGGUGAUAUGUUCAGUGUUAUGUUCAAAUAUGAAGCAUCUAGAAAAGUGUUUGCUGGGACUACAUGAUAUUUACUGAGUGGUUGUUAUAUAUAUAUGGGGGGGCCCUGAUGCACAAACCAAAAUUGUUUUAUUUGAAACUUAUGCUUGACAUGUUACUCAAGUAAUAAUAAAAUGAUGUAGCCAAAUUAAAGAUAGGUUAUCUAUGCUGAUUUUCUAGAAGAAGAAAAAAUCUUUUAAAAUUCUAAUUUAUUUGAAAGAAGUGUAUUAAAGUUUCCAACAGGAUUUGUACCCCCUCUAAUGUAAAAUUCUCCAUCAUUUCCGAUCGUUGGUUGAUAACAUCUUUUGACUACCAAUUUGUAUUCCCACUACGCAUUUUAAAAAACUACCAUAGCACAAUGAAAUGUGAAUUAUUUUUGUGUGGAGGGAAAUUGAUUUCUCUCAUUCAUAGAAACGCAGUAAGUAACUUGAAACAUAAACAAGAAAUAUGUGAUUUGAUGAUGAACAUCAGGAGACAAUAAUUGUUUCCAACAUUUUAGAUGUAAUACUUAAAUCCUAUUAGAACUCUUAUUAUUUUGUUUUUGAUGGAGAAAGAAUGCUAUUUUAUAGCUUGCAUUAAUCAUUUAUGCUAUUUUACAGUUUGAUUAGUUGUUAUAUGAUCCAAAUUUUGUUCCCAACAGAUUUAUUUACACACGGUUAUCUAUUGCUUUCUUUACGCAUCUUUGAACUGCAUAUUGUCCCAGACUGCUAUUAAAAAAUUGAAUAUAUUUUUUAUCCAGUUGCCUAAUUGACACACUUCAGGGCUUGUUAUAUUAAGGAUGUGUAUACAUGUACUUUUAAUGAUUAAUUAUACCCAGAGACAGAAAUGUCCUGACAAAAAAUUAAUAUGAAAUACUUAAGAAAAAGUUUUUAACAUAGCAAAUAUUGUUGCUGCAUGUACAUGUAUGUGUUUUAUCAAUUUUAGUUUUAAUACUUUUAAUUCUUUUGAGUUUUUAAAAAAUGGCAGGUUUAUACAAAUUUUUGAGAAUGCUCAAGUUUCUGUGAUACAUAAAAAUACCAAUGUAUGUGUUCAUUGUCUUGUGUCAUAUUUUAUGUCAUGGAGAAUUGUAAAUAUAUUUAUUUCUGUGGAGAACAUGAUAAUAAAGGAUAUCAAGUGA
This is a messenger RNA of Ostrea edulis (European flat oyster), 3670 nucleotides long. Its product is annotated as 4'-phosphopantetheine phosphatase-like. The coding region runs from base 252 to 2582 and encodes 776 amino acids. Gene Ontology annotation, cellular component: cytosol; nucleus. Gene Ontology annotation, biological process: coenzyme A biosynthetic process. NCBI's taxonomy places the organism in Eukaryota, Metazoa, Mollusca, Bivalvia, Ostreida, Ostreidae. Gene Ontology annotation, molecular function: ATP binding; pantothenate kinase activity. The record is from RefSeq and is a predicted model, not a curated record. The transcript is spliced from 17 exons.